Quercus lobata is the source of this 549-nucleotide messenger RNA. RefSeq lists its product as uncharacterized. The record is from RefSeq and is a predicted model, not a curated record. The coding region runs from base 1 to 549 and encodes 182 amino acids. The transcript has a single exon. Lineage: Eukaryota; Viridiplantae; Streptophyta; Magnoliopsida; Fagales; Fagaceae.
AUGAACAAAGCGUUAAGCCAAGUUUCCAAAUCACCCAUCACAAGGAAUAUAGAAGAUGCGAUUCUUCCUCGGCGAUUCCACCAGCCUACAUUCACCCUGUAUGAUGGUCAGUCAGACCCAAUAGAACACGUUAGCCAUUUUAGCCAAAAGAUGACUAUCUACUCCAGGGAUGAGGCCUUGAUGUGCAAGGUCUUUCCAUCAAGUUUGGGUUCGAUGGCGAUUAGAUGGUUCAAUGGUUUAAGGGCCACUUCUAUUGAGUCCUUCAAAAAGCUUACCCGGGCUUUUGGCGCUUGCUUUAUCACUUGCAGUAGGGUUCCUCGGCCUUUGGGAUCCUUGUUGUCUAUGUCCAUGCGAGAAGGCGAGACUCUCAAAACUUAUUCAGAUAGAUACUGGGAAAUGUUUAAUGAAAUAGAGGGAGAGCAUGAUGAUGUGGCCAUAAGUACUUUCAAAGUUGGCCUUUCAACUGAUCAUAAUUUAAGGAAAUCUUUAACUGGUAAACCUGUUACCAGUGUACACCAAUUGAUGGAUAGGAUAAGUGCAGAAGAGUAG